AUGGCCAUGGAUGCUGGAGCUCUGUUCCCAAACAUGCAGGUUUUGAUCCAUCUGUGGUUUUGCGUGUGUAAAUAUUUAGGUUUGCAGAGAUGUGGAAAGAGCUGUAGAUUAAGAUGGAUAAAUUAUUUAAGACCUGAUCUUAAACGUGGAAGCUUCUCUUCUCAAGAAGCUGCUCUUAUCAUUGAGCUUCAUAGCCUUCUUGGUAACAGAUGGGCUCAAAUUGCCAAACAUCUACCUGGAAGAACAGAUAACGAGGUCAAGAAUUUCUGGAACUCAAGCAUAAAAAAGAAGCUCAUGUCUCACCAUCAUCAUGGUCAUCAUCUUCAUCAUCAUUUCUCCUCAAUGGCGAGUUUGCUCACUCCUUAUCAAAACGGAUUCAACGCUAAUAAUAGCGACGAUGAAGGUUCACGAUUCAUGUCAAAUAUCAUCAUCACAAACACUUACCCUAAUUUCAUCAAUCCAAGUCACGUCUCUCUUCCUUCUCCUCACGUUAUGGCCCCAUUGAUGUUCCCAACCUCUACAGAAGGAGAUAUCAAGUUUUUAACCACAAACCAAUCUCAUCAAGAUAACAAGCUCUACAACAAUCUUGACAUUUUGUCAUCCACACCAAUCAUAAAUAGUCAUCAUCAUUAUGAUAAUGAUUCCCAGUUGCCAUCACUACCAGAUCUCCCAGCGAGUACCAUUUGCACUUAUCAGGAAACCCUUCAAGAUUACGAUGAUCAGGGCAAUGAAGUGUUUGUAACACCAUACAACAGUAAUGAUGAUGACCCUCGGAGUAUUCCAUUGGUGGCCGCAAAGUUAUUAUGUGGACAAGUUCUUGAAGACAAAAUAUUAUCCUCCUCGCCAGUUUCACAAGGCCACGGCCUUCUUAUCCCCACCAAGUACAACUUGCAAAUGCCUAGCGAAUCAAACCAUCAUCCUCGUUAACGCCAAUCUCUUGUGGAGAGUACGUCAUCACUUAAGCAAACCCUAGUCCUACUCCAACAUGGGAUUCCUAGACAUGGUACGUAAUAAAUACAUAUAUAGAGUCUACAUACGUUUUUAUCUAUAUAUGUAAAGAGGGAAGAGAGAACAUAAAUAAUCACCCACAU
This is a messenger RNA of Brassica oleracea var. oleracea, 1091 nucleotides long. RefSeq names its product transcription factor MYB26-like. The coding region runs from base 1 to 927 and encodes 308 amino acids. The record is from RefSeq and is a predicted model, not a curated record. The transcript has 3 exons. NCBI's taxonomy places the organism in Eukaryota, Viridiplantae, Streptophyta, Magnoliopsida, Brassicales, Brassicaceae.